Molecule: messenger RNA, 777 nt
Organism: Salvelinus sp. IW2-2015
Lineage: Eukaryota; Metazoa; Chordata; Actinopteri; Salmoniformes; Salmonidae
Gene: fxn
Product: frataxin
Biological process (GO): intracellular iron ion homeostasis; iron incorporation into metallo-sulfur cluster
Cellular component (GO): mitochondrion
Molecular function (GO): 2 iron, 2 sulfur cluster binding; ferroxidase activity; iron chaperone activity
Source: RefSeq, a predicted model, not a curated record
AAACAGACAUGAGUAGAAGGUUCGCGAACAGACAUAAACAAUCAAGUUGAUAACAAGAUCAGCAGCACUGAAAGGCGAAAAAUGCAGAGGUUAUCCAUUAAAAAACUAUGUAUUUAUCAAUUCAUACGCGACCAGAGCUAUAGAAUACAGCAGAGGACGACGACAUGUGUACAAGGGACCAGACAUCUGUCUAAUGAGCAGCUGGGAAACUCUCGUUGUCUGAGAACUCGGUCUGCACCAAAUGACACAUCUAAGCAUGUGAUCUCGUGGAGUGCCCUGUGUUCAUCAAAGUGGCUUGAUAGCAGACCUGGAGGAGGAGAACAGAGGAGAGUCCUACAUGUCACUUCACCAGUACAUACAGAGGAAAACGCUGUUCAGAUAAGUGAGAUCAGCGAGGCAGCCUAUGAGAAGCUGGCAGAUGAGACUCUGGAUUCGUUGGCUGACUACUUUGAGGAUCUGAUGGAUGGACCACUAGCAGGGCCAGAGUUUGAUGUUCUCUUCUCUAGUGGUGUGUUGACAGUGAAGGUGGGCGGAGACCAUGGGACAUACGUCAUCAACAAACAGACUCCGAACAAACAGAUCUGGCUGUCAUCUCCCACCAGUGGUCCGAAGCGUUAUGACUGGACAGGAGAGCGCUGGGUCUACUACCACGACGGCAAUGGCUCUCCCACCAGCUCCUCUCUAGAGAGUUCUCUAUCAUCUACAACAUUGAACCUGACGCUGACCGCACUAGUACACUCCUUGACCCUGCUGGGCCACGUCCCAAUUCCCAUAUAG